Carassius carassius (crucian carp) is the source of this 1053-nucleotide messenger RNA. Its product is annotated as serine/threonine-protein kinase/endoribonuclease IRE1-like. Gene Ontology annotation, molecular function: ATP binding; protein serine/threonine kinase activity; RNA endonuclease activity. The transcript has 7 exons. Gene Ontology annotation, biological process: protein phosphorylation; IRE1-mediated unfolded protein response; intrinsic apoptotic signaling pathway in response to endoplasmic reticulum stress. Gene Ontology annotation, cellular component: IRE1-TRAF2-ASK1 complex. The record is from RefSeq and is a predicted model, not a curated record. NCBI's taxonomy places the organism in Eukaryota, Metazoa, Chordata, Actinopteri, Cypriniformes, Cyprinidae. The coding region runs from base 31 to 1053 and encodes 340 amino acids.
ACCAUAAAAAUCACUGCAGGAGAGGAAAUUAUGUUCGACUGCGGAGAUCCUGACUUCCCAUGGAGACAGAAAUCCAGUACUUCCCUGUGCAGAGAGAUCAAGGAAUUCCGAUGGAAGGAUUCAUUUGAAAACCUUGACCUAAAGCCUGGCAUGAUGAAAAUUGAUGACCUUGUUAUCAACAAAGAAACAAAGAUUGCUGAUGGAUGCAAUGCUGCUGAGAUUUUCCCAGGACUCUUUCACAACUGCAAAGUUGCAGUGAAACGAGUUGCCAAACAUAUUUACAAAAAUGAAAUGGGAAUGGCUAAUUUCCUGUGUUCAGAUAAUUUUAAAGCAGAACAUCUUUUGAAACCCAUUGCGGUGUUGGAAGACACGUACUUUGCCUAUUUCGUCCCUCCUCUUUGUGAAUACAAUCUAAUGGAGCUGACUGAAAAUAAGGAUUUUCCUGAGAGAAAAGGGCUGACAGAGCAUCGAAGACUGGAGAUCUGUCAGGAGUUAUUGCAAGGACUUCAGGAACUGCAUUCAUGUGGAAUUCUGCACAGAGGCCUGAAGCCUGAAAACAUUUUGUUUGAUAUCAACAAUAAAAUGUACUUUGCAGAAGCAGGAGCAAGCAGAAAACUGCAUCUGACACAAACAACACUUUCUUGGUUAAGUUAUGAAGAUGUUGGGGGAGUGCAGUACAAAUACAAGAGAGAAUCAGAUAUCCAGGUAGCAGGAUGCUUGGUCCAUUACAUCCUGACGGAUGGGCAACACCCUUAUCAGACAACUACACCCUACGCCAACGAUCCACUUGGUGUAUCUCUAAAUGUCAGAAUGAGUAACUUUAGUCUUCAAUGUGAUGAAAGACAAAACAAUAUCUUAAGCAGAAUGCUGAGCAAAUCAUUGGAAGAGCAAGAUGGUGUGGUGGGACGCAGGCCUCAUAUUGGACCAUAUAAUGCAGCUCUCCUUGUCACCUUUCUUGAUGAGCUCGAUCAGCGACGGAAAAUGAGCAAGCGGAAGAAUUACCCCGACCCUGGCCUGAUUGUGCACAACUACGGCGCCGAUGUGCUCCGGUGA